CGGCCUUCCGGGCCCCUGCGGAGUUCGCCUCCGCCUCGUUUCCGCUUCCGGUUCAAGGUCAGGGACAAGAUGGUGCCGCCGGUGCAGGUCUCUCCGCUCAUCAAGCUCGGCCGCUACUCCGCCCUGGUCCUCGGCGUGGCCUACGGAGCCAAGCGCUACAGCUACUUAAAACCUCGGGCGGAAGAGGAGAGGAGGGUCGCCGCGGAGGAGAAGAAGAAGCAGGAUGAGCUGAAGCGGAUUGAGAGAGAACGGGCAGAAGCCCAAGAUGACAGCAUAUUGAAGUGAGGCACCGAGCCUGCCUCUCCCCAGCCAGCAGAUGAAUAAAGCUUCUCCCUGUGUGA
Molecule: messenger RNA, 341 nt
Organism: Sciurus carolinensis (gray squirrel)
Lineage: Eukaryota; Metazoa; Chordata; Mammalia; Rodentia; Sciuridae
Gene: Atp5me
Product: ATP synthase membrane subunit e
Exons: 4
Coding region: 70-285 (71 amino acids)
Biological process (GO): proton motive force-driven ATP synthesis
Molecular function (GO): proton transmembrane transporter activity
Source: RefSeq, a predicted model, not a curated record